AUGUCCGCCCCAGUUUCUCUUCAGUCAUUUGCGCGGCGAGGCGCUGCGUUGCCAGCGCGAUCGAGGAUACACCGACGAGUAGCCAGAGAAUCGUUAUCAUCGUUGACGACAACCCCUCGCUCCGCACCCCGAACAAGAUGUUCCGCCGCGCCAGUUGCCUCGGUCCCACGUCCCGCCAUACGAGCUUUCACCACUACCCGUCCCAGCAACUUCGCAAGUGUCGACGAGAGCUUUGAUCCCAAAUCUGUUGACCGUGAGAGUGACGAGGUCGAUGUCUGCAUAGUUGGAGGAGGUCCUGCCGGUCUGAGCGCCGCCAUCCGGUUAAAGCAACUAGCCAACGAGAAUGGCAACGAAGACUUCCGAGUGCUGUUGCUUGAGAAAGCUGGCGAGGUCGGCGCACACAUUGUCUCUGGUGCCGUCAUACAGCCUGAUGCGAUCAACGAACUUUUCCCCGACUGGCUCGACGAGGCGAACGAGAACCGCUUCCAGCAUGCCACCCCUGCCGCCGGAGACAGGAUGAGGUUCUUGACCAAGUCGAGCGCGAUACCAAUACCGAUACCGCCGCAGAUGAACAACCAUGGAAACUACAUCGUCAGUCUGAGCCAAUUCACACAAUGGCUGGGAGAACGUGCCGAGGAGGUUGGCGUCGAGGUAUACCCUGGCUUUGCAGCCUCCGAAGUCCUGUACAGCCCCGAUGGAUCAGUCCAAGGAGUUGCCACGAAUGACCUCGGCGUGGCACGGGACGGGAAACCCAAAGACAGCUUCGAGAGAGGUAUGGAGUUCCAUGCCAGGGUCACCAUGUUCGCCGAGGGAUGCCAUGGCAACUUGACCAAACAGGUUGCCAAGAAGUUUGACCUGAGAAGAGACAGCCAACACCAGACGUAUGCCCUGGGCGUGAAAGAGGUCUGGGAGAUUGAACCUGAGAAGUUCAAGAAGGGCGAGAUUGUCCAUUCCAUGGGAUACCCGUUACCGUCGGAUACCUAUGGCGGUGCAUGGAUGUACCACUUCGGGGACAACCUCGUGAGCAUUGGACUUGUUGUCGCCUUGGACUAUUCGAAUCCGUGGCUAUCACCUUACGGUGAGUUCCAGAAGAUGAAGGAGCACCCCUUGUACAAGUCUGUCCUCGAGGGUGGAAAGUGCAUUUCCUACGGCGCGAGAGCUCUGUCCGAAGGCGGGUUCCAAUCGAUACCCAAGGUCGCCUUCCCUGGUGGUGCGCUGAUCGGCGACUCUGCUGGGUUCGUCAACGUCCCCAAGGUGAAAGGCACACACAACGCCAUGAAGUCUGGUAUGCUUGCUGCAGAAGCUGCGUAUACUGCCCUGACGGCAGGAGAUUCUGGGUCUGUUUUCUUAUACGACUACGAAGAAUCGCUCCGAAAGUCGAGUAUUUGGAAAGAACUGAAGGAGGUCCGAAAUAUGCGACCGUCCUUCCACAACCCUCUGGGACUCUACGGCGGGGUCUUGUACUCCGGCCUAGAAGCCUAUCUCCUUAAAGGACGUGUGCCCUGGACUCUGAAGCACAAGGAAACCGAUUACGGAGCUACGAAGCAUGCGGACCAAUGUCCCAAGAUCGAGUACCCGAAGCCAGAUGGAAGGAUCACCUUCGAUAUCUUGACAAGUGUCUCGCGGACGGGCACCAACCACGAGGAAGACCAGCCAGUACAUCUACAAGUGAAGGACUGGGAUGCUCAUGCUCUGGAGACGUGGCCCGCCUACAAGGGCUUGGAGAACCGGUUCUGCCCUGCUGGGGUCUACGAGUAUGUCGAGGAUGAGUCAAAGUCGAUCGGCGUCCGGUUUCAGAUCAACGCUCAGAACUGUAUCCACUGCAAAACUUGUGACAUCAAGGCUCCGCAUCAAGACAUCAACUGGGCAGUUCCACAAGGUGGCGAAGGGCCUAAGUACUACAUGACAUAA
Molecule: messenger RNA, 1911 nt
Organism: Anthostomella pinea
Lineage: Eukaryota; Fungi; Ascomycota; Sordariomycetes; Xylariales; Xylariaceae
Source: the annotation of a GenBank genome assembly